CCAGUUCACUUUCUCAGUCACAAUAAGUCCAAAGAGCAUCAGAUAAAACCAUUAUGCACAACACCAGUUGAUACACUAACAGUAAUUAAGUGGGUGUUUAUUUUAAAAAGGCAACAAUUCAUUCAGUUUGUACCAAAAAUCAACAACUACGUGUGCGUCGAGUCAUGGAAAGUUCAAGGAACUUGUUUGAAGUUCAUGAUAACAUUUUGGAACUCGUACUGCAUUUAUUAAAUUAUUCAUCAACAGGUUCUUUUUAUGAAGAUAUAACAAAAAUUAAAGAAUGGAUUAUCAAACAACCACAUUUUCCAGAAGUAAUGGCCGACAAAAAAAUCGAAAACUUUCUUAUUUUAAACAAAGGCAGCGUGGAAAGAUGUAAGGAAAAAAUAGAGAAUUACUAUAGAGUAAGAACCCACUUAACUGAUAUAUUUGGAAAUAUUAAUCCCAAGUUACCUUACAUGGAAUAUAUGUUGAAGGCAAUGUAUUUUGUUCCUCUUCCAAAACUUACAAAGGACUUCUAUAGAGUGCUUUACCAUAAAAUAAGAGAUACAUCCUUAACGAAACAUUUCGAUUUUGAUGACGCUGUUCGCCUUUUAGUAAAUAUACAAGAACUUCGUUUGACUGAAGAUAUUACAUAUGGCGAUAUCCUUAUAAUGGACGGUCAAAAUACUCCCUCAAGUCUUCUGUUCAAAGUAAAACCAACAACUAUGUACAACGCACUAGUAGUUAUAUACAAGAGAGUUUUCUCGAAUCGUAUCAAAGCAGUUUACAUAGUUAACGCCCCCUCUUCUGCGGAAUGGUUUCUGAAUAUUAUUAAGAACACUAUAAAACCUAAAAUAUUUGAGCGUAUACAUGUAUGUGAAAAUUGGAAUACUAUCUUUGAACAGAUCGGCGAGGAAGUUCUACCGAGAGAUUGUGGAGGUAAAGAAAAAUCUUUGGAAGAAUUACAAGACAUCCUCCGACAAGAAUUUAAACAACGCCAGGAGUACUUUGAUCAACUAGAUGCCCUUCGUGUUAAUGAAGAACUGAGACCACAAAAGCUUAAAGAUGGUGACAUGUUCGGGUUUUCCGGAAAUUUUAAAAAAUUGGAAAUUGAUUAAAUUCAUAUUUGUUACGUAUUUUGUUUGAUUUGUUUCUUCUGGUUUUCAUUUUAGGUAGGGCACUCAAAAUUUUCGUCAGCUAAGGCAUGACAUUUUGCCAUUUUAUUAACAUGAAUCUAAUUAAAAAUAAAUCAUUUGAUUCA
Molecule: messenger RNA, 1240 nt
Organism: Zophobas morio
Lineage: Eukaryota; Metazoa; Arthropoda; Insecta; Coleoptera; Tenebrionidae
Exons: 6
Coding region: 165-1097 (310 amino acids)
Cellular component (GO): membrane
Molecular function (GO): phosphatidylinositol bisphosphate binding
Source: RefSeq, a predicted model, not a curated record